CUCCAACCAAAUUAAACCCCGCAAAAAAUGCAUACUCUUACUCUACCUCUGGCUCUCCUUCUCUUCGCCGUCAUAAUUCCACCACCGCUCUCCCUCUCCUCCGCCGUCUCUUCCGUCGACCCUUACCGUUACCGUUAUCUCAAACCACUUCACCGCCAGAGCUCACCCCAAGAGUUCAUCGAACUGGCUCACCCUCUGCCAUCUUCUGAUCCCGUGACUCCCUCGUGCACUCUCACUAUAAUCAACCACUCCUUCGGUAACACCAUCAACAAACGUCCGUUUACCGCCCCUUACUCUCCACCGUCCUAUUGCCCCCGACCAUGGUCCCACGUCAUCCUCGAGUUUCAUGCCAAAGUCAAAGGCGAACAAUACGAUCGCAUUGCCGGCUUGUGGCUCGGCGGCGUUGAGCUUCUCCGUACAAGCACAGCCGAGCCCAGCGAGUCUGGUAUUUUCUGGAAAGUUCGUAAAGAUAUAACGAGGUACUCUUCUCUCCUCGUACAAUCAAACCUCAACGUUACAAUGAUGUUAGAAAAUAUCGUUAACGAUGUGUUUACCGGGGUUUACCAUGUUAACGUCAAUCUCUUGUUUUUCAAAGAUAAAGACGUUACUGGUACGGUUCCGUCUAUUCUUUCUUCAGAUAAUUUCAAUUCAACAUUGGGGUUUGAAUCUGAUAAAUACUACUAUCCACCGGCUGAUUUGAUCUUACCAAUAUCAAAUAAUGAUGGUGAAAGAGAAGGAUUUUGGUUUCGAGUUGAAAGUGAAUCAGAUUUAAAUUUUAAGAAAAUUAAAUUUCCACGCAAUGCUUAUCGAGUCAUCUUGGAGUUGUAUGUUUCUUUUCAUGGAAAUGAUGAGUUUUGGUACUUGAAUCCACCGAAUUCUUACAUAGAAAAGAAUAAUUUAACUACUAGUCGUGGUAAUGGAUUUUAUAGAGAGGUUUUGGUGACCAUUGAUGGGAAAUUAGUUGCAUCAGAAAUUCCAUUUCCGGUUAUAUUUACCGGCGGUAUUAAUCCUCUGUUCUGGGAGCCUGUUGUUGCAAUUGGGGCUUUUAAUUUACCGUCUUAUGAUCUCGAUUUGACUCCAUUUUUGGGGGUGGUUUUGGAUGGGAAAGAACAUAAGAUUGGUAUUGAAGUUAAAGAUGCUAUUUCAUAUUGGCUUGUAAAUGCAAAUUUGCAUAUUUGGUUAGAUAGUGGGUCGUCUGAGGUUAAAGCAGGAUCUGGUGAGUAUCGCUAUCCGAAUCUUACUCUUCAUACUAAUGAAGCUUUCAGAUUCCUUGAUGGGCGAUUAGAUGUCAAGGCAAGGAGAAGGACUGGGUAUGAGGGGUGGGUUAAGUCAAGUUUAGGUAUUUUGACCACCAGAGUUAUGAGGCAGUUUAGAUUCAGGGGCUUCUUGAGUUUCGACAAGAAUGGUACUCAUAAGUUGGUGCAACAAAGGAUUAAGGUUAAGAGACAAGUGGAGGUGAGAAAUGAGAGGGGUAUUUUGGUUACUCAUGUGAUUAUUAAUAGGAGGUAUCCUGUUGAGGUGAAAACUGUUUCUUCACCUGGAUCAGAGAAGGAUCGUUAUGUGCUUGAAACGGACGUGAGCCAUUUCUUUAGGGAGCAAUGUUUAAUUGGGAAGACUCGGAGUACUGUUUAUAAUUCUCAGAUUUCUGGGGGAUGGAUGGAGGUUAAGGAUCAUUCUGUGCUGUCUGGUGAAGCAAAUACUGAGCAGAGUUACAGUUACAGGGAUGAGUUUGGUUGUUACUCUCACAGUGUUGUAGCUAGCAAUGGCGAGCUCAUAAGUGACAAACCUAUUCCUUGUAUAUCCGCUUUCUAGUUUUAAUCAAUGUUUGUCUUUGCCACUCAGGAAAAAGUUGCAGAGACUAGAACGUGGAGAAGCAGAGGCUUAGAGUGUCUUGCAGAUUUGCAGCACUACUGGACUACCAUGACCAAUAUAGCUUGAUAGCCCUGCACACAGCAGCCAUGAAAGGGCAAAAGUAUGUAGUACUGGUGCUGAUAAUAUUUGGGGAGUAUUAUGGGGGCUAAGCUAUACACCAUUUGGCCGUGGGAGGUAGGAGCAUGGAGGCUGUGGAGGUUUAACUUGACAAUGGAACCAAUUUUUGUGCUAAAGGAAGAAGUGGUUCUACACCUCUGUACAUAGCACACAAGCUAUGGGCUAUACUGGUAUGUCACGGCUGAUAAUUAACAGGAAGGUUCCUCAUCUAUAUCUUCCUUAUCGUCAUAUGUUUUAUGAUAAAAAAAACCACAAGAAUCACUGAGCAUUGGAUACAGUAUGAUCUUAUUUAAUGUAAAUAACUUGCUGUUUUUACUCUUGUUGACUCCAUUGUAAAUCUGCAAGUAUAUUUAGACUGAAAACUUAGACCCUUUGGUUGGAGGAUACAAAUGAAUGCAUUUAAAUACAGGAGGAGGACUGCGUAGCAAAUAAGUGGAAGCUUUAUACUUCUGGGCAAGAGUGUUGAGUCUUUAACUCUUUAUGUAUCAAAUGGGUCAGGUUGGGUUGACCCGAUUUGUUUAAAACCCACAAUG
Molecule: messenger RNA, 2522 nt
Organism: Pistacia vera
Lineage: Eukaryota; Viridiplantae; Streptophyta; Magnoliopsida; Sapindales; Anacardiaceae
Product: peptide-N4-(N-acetyl-beta-glucosaminyl)asparagine amidase A-like
Exons: 2
Coding region: 28-1812 (594 amino acids)
Cellular component (GO): vacuole
Source: RefSeq, a predicted model, not a curated record